GAUGUCAUGAAGAAGAAGGGGACUGUUGUAAGGAUGUGCUGCAGGUGCUGAUGGGAAGUCAUCCAACAUGCGUGCACAUGAUGUUGGAGGAAGACGACGCUUCGAGGACAAUGAGUUCACACUGCGCAUUUACCCUGGUAGCAUUGCAGAAGGGACAAUUUAUUGCCCUGUUGCAGCCAGGAAGAGCACCACGGCUGCAGAGGUCAUUGACUCUGUCAUCGUUAAGUUGCAGCUGGACAAAAUCAAAUGCUAUGUCUUGGCCGAGGUAAAGGAGUUCGGGGGAGAAGAAUGGAUUCUCAACCCCACAGACUGCCCCGUCCAGCGCAUGAUGUUGUGGCCCCGUAUGGCACUUGAGAAUCGCUUCAGUGGUGAGGAUUAUCGCUUCCUGUUGCGUGAAAAGAACUUGGAUGGGUCUAUACAUUAUGGGAACUUGCAGUCCUGGUUGAAAGUGACCGAAGAACGUCGGAGAAUGAUGGAACGUGGUUUUCUGCCGCAGCCUCAACAGAAAGAUUAUGAUGACCUCUGCAGCCUACCUGACCUGAAUGAGAAAACCCUUUUGGAAAAUCUAAGAAAUCGAUUUAAACAGGAAAAAAUUUAUACCUACGUGGGCAGCAUCUUAAUAGUCAUUAAUCCUUUUAAGUUUUUGCCUAUUUAUAAUCCAAAAUAUGUUAAAAUGUACGACAACCAUCAACUAGGGAAGUUAGAACCACAUAUUUAUGCUGUGGCAGAUGUUGCUUACCAUGCUAUGUUGCAUGCCAAGAAGGAUCAAUGUAUUGUAAUUUCUGGGGAGAGUGGAUCAGGAAAAACACAAAGCACCAACUUUCUUAUUCAUCACCUUACUGCUCUCAGUCAAAAAGGAUUUGCCAGUGGAGUAGAGCAGAUUAUUCUGGGAGCUGGGCCUGUACUUGAGGCUUUUGGGAAUGCAAAGACAGCUCACAACAAUAACUCUAGUCGCUUUGGCAAGUUUAUUCAAGUAAAUUAUCAUGAAACUGGCACAGUGCGUGGGGCUUAUGUUGAAAAGUACCUUCUAGAAAAGUCAAGAUUAGUGUAUCAGGAACACAAUGAACGGAACUAUCAUGUAUUUUACUACCUGCUGGCGGGAACUAGUGAGGAGGAGAGAACUGCAUUCCAUCUGAAGAAGCCUGAAGAGUACCACUACCUUAAUCAGAUGACAAAGAAAGUCCUCAGACAGAAUUGGGACGAUUAUUACUAUGAUUCUGAGCUGGAUUGCUUUACCGUGGAAGGCGAGGACUUAAAGCAUGACUUUGAACGAUUGCAGUUGGCUAUGGAGAUGGUAGGAUUCCUGCCUACAACUUGUAAACAGAUUUUCUCUCUUCUGUCUGCAAUUCUACACUUGGGGAACAUUCAGUACAAGAAGAAGACUUACCGAGAUGAUUCAAUUGAUAUCUGUAACCCCGAAGUACUACCUGUGGUUUCAGAACUUCUCGAGGUGAAACAGGAAAUGCUGUUUGAAGCACUGACCACUAGAAAAACUGUGACUGUGGGUGAACGACUCAUUGUACCAUACAAAAAGGAGGAGGCAGUGACAGUGAGAGACUCUAUGGCCAGGUCUUUGUACAGUGCUUUGUUCGACUGGAUUGUUUUUCGAAUCAAUCAUGCGUUAUUAAACAACCGUGACUUGGAGGAUAAUACCAAGAUCCUGUCCAUUGGAGUGCUUGACAUCUUUGGGUUUGAAGACUAUGAGAGUAACAGCUUUGAACAGUUUUGUAUCAACUUUGCUAAUGAGCGUCUUCAGCAUUAUUUCAAUCAGCAUAUCUUCAAGCUGGAGCAGGAAGAGUACAGGACCGAAGGAAUCAGCUGGCAUAAUAUCGAUUACAUUGACAAUACAAGCUGCAUUAAUCUCAUCAGUAAGAAGCCCACUGGACUGUUCCAUCUACUGGACGAAGAGUGCAAUUUCCCACAGGCCACAAACCAGACAUUGCUGGACAAGAUCAAGCGUCACCAUGAGGGACAAAGCUACAUUGAAUUUCCGGCAGUAUUGGAGCCAGCGUUCAUCAUCAGGCAUUAUGCAGGAAAAGUCAAAUAUGGGGUGAAGGAUUUCCGUGCAAAGAAUACCGAUCACAUGAGACCCGAUAUUGUAGCACUUUUGAAAAGCAGUAAAAAUGCCUUCAUUUGCGGACUAAUAGGUAUUGACCCAGUUGCUGUUUUUCGUUGGUGUGUCCUGCGAGCCUUUUUCAGGGCUGUUGUGGCAUUCAGAGAAGCUGGGAAACGCUUUGCAGAGAAGAAAACUGGGAAUGAGGAUGCAGUGCCAAGUGCUGUCUUGAAAAGUAUGGAUAGCUUUAGCUUUCUGCAUCAUCCGGUCCAUCAAAGGAGCUUAGAAAUCCUGCAGAGGUGCAAGGAGGAGAAGUACAGUAUUGCAAGAAAGAGUCCAAGAACACCACUUUCAGAUCUUCAGGGAACAAACACCAUUAAUGAAAAAUCUCAGCGGAAUAACUAUGAUGUCAGCUGGAAUGGUAGGACAUCACUACGACAGAGCCGCCUUUCAACGAACAACUCCAUCCUCGAUGACGAUGGUAUAUUCAUUAACACAUCCAGCAGCAAACUGUUGGAGCGGGCACAUGGCAUACUGAUGAGGAAUAAGAACUACAAACCAAAACCUCUACUUCCAAAGCACUUGUUAGAUGUAAAAUCUCUAAAGCACUUAGCCAAACUGACACUUCACGAUCGUAUCACCAAGUCUCUGCUUCAUUUGCACAAGAAGAAAAAGCCUCCUAGUAUUAGUGCGCAGUUCCAGACUUCUCUGAAUAAACUGAUGGAAACGCUGGGACAGGCAGAACCCUACUUUGUUAAAUGCAUCCGAUCAAAUGCAGAGAAGAUGCCUUUGAGAUUUGAUGAUAAGCUAGUAUUGAGGCAGCUGCGAUACACAGGAAUGUUGGAGACUGUCCGAAUUCGACAGUCAGGAUACCCAGUAAAGUACACUUUUCAGGAUUUUGUGAAGCACUUUCAUGUCUUGUUACCACGUGGUACAAAUCCUUCUCAACAGAACAUCCUGGAAUUUCUCAGAGCAGUGAACCUUAAUUCAAGCAGCUACCAAGUAGGGCUUACCAUGGUUUUCAUGAAGGAGCAGGAACGACAGCAGUUGCAGGACUUGCUGCAUCGUGAGGUCUUGAGGAGAAUCAUCCUUCUACAGCACUGGUUCCGUGCCUUGCUCGAUAGGCGGUACUUCCUCAACAUGAAACAAGCAGCUGUCAUCAUACAGAGUGCCUGGAAAGAUUACAAGGACAAACAGAAAGCAGAAUUUGAAGACCUUUCAACUCUCCACAAUGCUGCAGUCAUCAUCCAGUCCUCCUGGAGGAAAUACAGGGAAGAGAAAAAAUUCCUUCAAAUGCGGUCUGCAGCCAUCUGUGUUCAGAGAUGCUGGCAGAGGUACUGUAGACGCAGGCACUAUGCAGCUGUGUGCAUCCAAUCAGCAUGGCGGGGCUUCAGGGUAAAGUCAGCAUACAACAGCCAAAGGAGGACCAUCGUCUUACUACAGGCAAUGUGCCGAGGUCAUAUUGCCAGGCUCAGAUUUCGAUCCUUGAAGGAACAACGGUUAAAAGAAAGACAGCUUGCAAAUGGACUGAGGUUUGAAUCUAGGGAUGUGUUUAACACAGAAAACACUUUAUUAAUAAAAGGUUCUGAUCCCAGCAAAUGGGAGGACAGAACAUUUAAAGACCGGGAGAAAGCUCUUUGGGAACGUCGAUCAGAAAAAGAUUAUAGCAAAUUAAAUACCACUGGACUAGAUUCUGAUCAGACUCUUAGCAACCUCCAUGAAGGAAUAAUUGAACCAAAUAAUUUGGAAAUGCACCAACAAGAUGUGGUGGUAAGGGAACGACAUAAAGUGGUAGAUGAUCCAGAUCAGAAAAAGGUGGUUAGAGCUAAGCGAGAAAGUCGCAGAAUGCGAGAACUGGAGCAAGCAAUAUUUAGCUUAGAGUUGCUGAAGGUUCGAGCUUCAGGUUUAUCUCCCUCAGAAGAGAACCCUUGGCCAAUGGAGCUUUUAGAUGGCUGUAAUUCUCCACAUGGGACACCUGACAGUCAAAGCUCCAGAGAAAGUUUUGAAAUGCUAAAUUGUGAUGAAGAUCAACUAGAAAAUGAUGCAUUGGAGACACAAGUUUCCUUAAAUGAACAUCUAAACCCAUCAGCAGGCAGUCCAAAAUGCACUUUUUCAGGUACAACAGAUGGUAUUCCAUUAAGUGAAAAGAAAUCUCUUGACCAUAUUUCCAUUAGUACUAGCUUAACCCCCGGUAUAGAUUUUAUCCCAGGCAUUUUACCCACUUUUUAUAUCCCUCCCCCAGAAAGCUUAUCAGUGAGUUCUAACAAAGCUGUAGACACUGCAUCACUUGGCUCUAAUGUUUCAGAGGAUCAAGAAAUCUGUAAAGAGCUUAAAAAAGAAACAUGGCCUGAACACAGAGAAGAUAGCCUGCUAGGAUUUAAACACAAGACAGACCAACCCAAGGCACCUUUUUCAGAAAAUAUAUGGUUAAGGAUGGAGGAGGGUCCUGCUAGUACUUUGCUAGAUGAAAACAAACUUUCUAUGUUAGAGCGACUGGAGAAACUAAACAGCCAGAAGGAGGAACGGCAGAAGCAACAACAGCAGCAGAAUGAACGUGAAAUGAUGGAACAGAUUCGACAGCAGAAAGAGAUUCUGGAGAAACAGAGAAGAAUGUUUGAACAGCAUGAACGAGAAAUAUUUGAGAAACGGAAGGAGGAAGCAUUGCAAAAAAUCGAGAAAAGUAGACAGAAUGACUUAGCACAGGGACCUGUCUUGAAACCACAAAGCAGGCAAGACCAGCGUCCUCAGUCUCUCUUAAUUCUUCAGCCUGAAGUUAAAGGAGACACACACAACCCUUCAGAUGUAUCACCUUCUGACAUUGCAAUAAAAAUGAUCAGUGUUCCAGACUCUGAAUAUAGUAGAGAUAGUGUGUCUGUUUCUACUGGGUUGAAAGGCCGACCUGUAACUAUGUAUGCAGAUAGAAUGGCAGGGCAACCCUGGCACUUACAGGAUCCAGGUCGGAUAGACGGAUGGAGUCCAAAACUGACCUUUGAUUCAUCUGCAACAACUAGUCCAAGGCUAGAACGCCUCAAACAAUCCAGAGUGCCAGUUCCAAUCCCAGACACCUCUGCAAAUGAGAGGACCAGUGCCUUUUUCUUCUCACCAAAAGAAAAUAAGACUGCCUUGAACAAAUACGCUCAAGACACUGGAAAUCAGGAAGGUCCCUGGGUAUUGCAGAAGGAUGGACCACCUAAGAAGUCAUUCAGGAUUUCUGCCUCCAUUGCAGGAGAGGUUGCUGGACAGACCCAAAAAAAGAGAGCCCGCAUGGCACGGACACGCUCAGAUUUCUUGACUCGAGUGUGUUAUAUUGAUGGGGAGGAGGAUACAGAAGAAGAUGAUUUUGAGGAUAUUAUCGAGAUUCCUCUGUCCCCUGACCAGCCUUCCCUCCCCAACCUGGAUCCUGAAGUAAGAGCGGGUCUUACCUGUCACAGUGACUCAGAAAUGACCUUGUUGAAGUUUGGAAUGUCUGAAGGAUCAAAGAAGCUUCACAAGACAAUGUCUCAAGGUGAUAUUGUAAAACUAGAGGCUGGGAUGAAGAACCCAAUCAUUGAUGGAAGACCACCAAAAGGGAAGAUGAAGUUCUGGGGGAAGACAAGACCUGGAGAAAAGAAGGUUGAGAAGCUGGCCACCCAGUCUGAAGUCCUGGAACUUUCCACAGACCAAGAAGGUUCUGGUUUGGAUACUGCUUUCAAUUACCAAAAUAUAGAAGGUCAUCAUCCAACUCCCCCAAGGAGUCCUGACCUGGCUUCCGAUCGUGGAAGAGAGUUCAAAGAGAAUAAGGAGCCCUCCCCCAAGGUGAAGAGGAAGCGCAGUGUGAAGAUCAGCAAUGUCACGCUUGAUUCCACCCAGUGGCAGAACGACUCACUACAGAUCAUCACUAGCGCAAAUGACUUGAAGUGUAUGGAUGAGUUCCUGCUGAAGAAGAUCACAGACCUGGAUACAGAGGACAGCAAAAAGGACACAUUAGUGGAUGUCGUCUUUAAGAAAGCUCUGAAGGAGUUCCGAUUAAAUAUAUUCAACAUUUAUUCUACUGCUCUGACAAUGGAUGAUGGAAAGUCAAUCCGGUACAAAGAUCUCUAUGCACUGUUUGAGCAGAUCCUGGAGAAGACCAUGAGACUGGAGCAGCGUGACUGGAGUGAGUCACCUGUUAAAGUUUGGGUCAAUACCUUCAAAGUAUUUCUAGAUGAAUUUAUGACCGAGUGUAAGCCUCUGGAAAGCAACGUAGGAAAGGUGCCAAAAAACGAACGCAAGAAGAGGAGGAAGAAAGAAGCAGACAUUGUCGAAGAACACAAUGGACACAUCUUCAAAUCAACACAAUACAGCAUCCCCAAUUACUGUGAAUAUUGCUCCUCAAUCAUAUGGAUAAUGGACAAGGCUUCCGUCUGUAAAUUAUGUAAAUAUGCCUGCCAUAAGAAGUGCUGUCUAAAAACAACCAACAAGUGUUCCAAAAAGUAUGAUCUUGAAAUCUCACCACGACAUUUCGGAGUUGAUGUUUCCCUUUUAACGAAUGAAGAGAAGACGGUGCCAGUAGUAGCCGAAAAGCUGAUCAACUACAUUGAAAUGCACGGGUUGUACACAGAGGGUAUUUACAGGAAGUCUGGAUCCACUAAUAAAUCCAAAGAGCUCCGUCAGGGACUGGACACAGACCUGGAUCGUGUGAAUCUAGAUGACUACAAUAUCCAUGUGAUUGCCAGUGUGUUCAAACAGUGGUUAAGAGAGCUGCCCAAUCCUCUAAUGACCUUUGAAUUCUAUUCAGAGUUUUUAAGAGUUAUGGGUUUACAGGAUAGGAAAGAUAUGGUUUUGGGAGUAUAUUCCAUCAUUAAUCAACUUACACGAGCACAUCUGAGCACUUUGGAGCGCCUCAUUUUCCACCUUGUCAGAAUUGCCUUAGAAGAGGAGACCAACCGUAUGUCUGCAAAUGCUUUAGCCAUUGUGUUUGCACCCUGCAUACUGCGCUGCCCUGACACCACAGAUCCACUUGAGAGUGUGCAAGACAUCAGCAAAACCACAGCGUGUGUAGAGCUGAUUGUCAUCGAACAGAUGAACAAGUACAAGGCACGCUUGAAGGACAUCAGUAGCCUAGAAUUUGCUGAGAACAAAGCAAAGAACAGACUGUCUCUCAUUCGCAGAUCAAUGAAACCUGUACUAAUUGCAGUUAGAUUUAUGAGCAUAACCCGCAGUUCAAUCUCGGGCAAAGGGAGGUUACGUCGUUUGAACUACCCAAGUGUAUCAUCACCUGGGAUCCAAAGGAAUCCAUCCAUGUCUGAUGUUGCAGAGGAGUUAGUGAGUGGCGAUGAGUCCAUGGAGAUUGAUCUGACAGAACAGCAGCAAGCAGCCAUGCAGCAGGAGGAGAGAGUUCUAACUGAGCAGAUUGAGAGCCUGCAGAAAGAGAAAGAGGAACUGACAUAUGAAAUGAUUGCCCUUGAGCCACGAGCCUCAGAUGAUGAAACUCUGGAAUCUGAAGCUUCAAUUGGGACAGCUGACAGCUCGGAGAACUUAAAUCUCGAUUCUGAAGGAACCGAUCGAACAGAGAGAAGCUUGGCAUUAAGCUUUGCUCGACAUGGGAAGAUGACUCCUACCAGCAAAGCACGAAGACAGCUGAAGAAGCAGUCUGACUCUGUUGAUUCUGCUGAAUCUGGAAGAUAUUCUCCUCCGACAUCAUCCGCAUCCUGCAUACCGCAGAGGGCACGAAGGCGUUUUCAUUUCCGUUCCAAAUCCCCCUCCCCAGCACCUUCAGUGACAACAGUAUCUUCUACUGAAUACUCAGAGGUGGAUGGGCCUCUGAGACAAACUAGAGGUCAAGAUGACAGCCCGCAGUAUACCAGUAGAGGGACAUUUAACCCUGAAAAAGGCAAACAGAAACUGAAAGCAGUGAAAGUUUCACCUCAGAAACCCAAAGAAUGUCCUGAAGGGGGAGUAGGGAAGAAAAAAAACAAUGAGUCAGACUGCAGAUCUUCACAACAAGUGGUUCUCCUUGGGAACAAUGAGUUCAUGGUGUGAGUUUGUGAGUUGUUAAAGAUAUGGUCAGUUUUAUAGAAAUCUGGUCAGCAGUGGUCUUUGGUAACGUCUGUACUGAGAACUGUUGCCUAGUCCUCAAUAGCAACACCAUCCACCUGUCACUCAGAAAUGCCAUUGCUACUACUAACAGGAUAUGGAAUCAGACUCCUUUGCAAACUUUUGCAAAAAGUUUCUAGGUCUCUUCUAUGGCCUUGUGUGCAUUCGCUGUUUCUUUCUAGCUACUGGAAAAUGAAUCCAACUGUCUUGUUAUUGUGCAGUUGGAUUUCAUGAUGGAAGCUACAGAGACUGCAAGAAGAAAUUGCACAAUGUCUUCAUCUACGCAGGAAUCUGGGUCAGGUGCUGGAAACAGGCUCAGUGCUGACCAGUUUUGGAUACUGGGAGCAGCUUAUUGUGGCUGUAUCAGAAAAGAGACUCCAGUGUCACUUAUCUUCAUCUUCUUUCAGGAAGAAGUAAUACAAAUGCCUUGUGGGACCGAAGUAUAAUUGCACUCCAGUGGUGUGUUGUAAAACAAAACUGUAAAAAAAUAAAAAAAAAAUACACUAGAGGUUUA
Messenger RNA from Protopterus annectens (West African lungfish), 8621 nucleotides. RefSeq names its product myosin IXA (gene MYO9A). Lineage: Eukaryota; Metazoa; Chordata; Ceratodontiformes; Protopteridae. Gene Ontology annotation, molecular function: ATP binding; protein binding; GTPase activator activity. The record is from RefSeq and is a predicted model, not a curated record. The coding region runs from base 68 to 8053 and encodes 2661 amino acids. The transcript is spliced from 43 exons. Gene Ontology annotation, cellular component: myosin complex. Gene Ontology annotation, biological process: positive regulation of GTPase activity; intracellular signal transduction.